AUGAGCUCCUCCGAGGUGGACAGCAAAUAUGCUUGGGUGAUAGUGCUGGCAGUGUUUUGGAACAAUGCUCACCAUUGGGGAAUCCUAUCUAGCUACGGUGUCUUCCUUGCCUACUUUACCUCCCAUUCCACAUUCUCCGGGAGUCGAGCUCUUGAUUAUGCCUUUAUCGGAAGUCUCUCCGCCUCGCAGGCACUGUUUAUCUCCCCAAUAGUCAGUAUCCUGCACUGCCGCAUUGGCUUGAAAGCAACAAUGGCAUUGGGGGUCCUGCUCGAAACCGCUGCAUUUUUGGGAGCCUCCUGGAGCCAUGAAAUCUGGCAACUCUACCUUAGUCAAGGCGUCUGCUUCGGCUGGGGUCUCGGAUUGCAGUACCUUUCGACAACCUACCUCAUACCCCAAUGGUUCAGCCGUCAUCGCAGUCUCGCAGCCGGCAUUGCAACCGGCGGCAGUGGAACAGGAGGCUUGAUCUACUCUCUUUCGACGCAUGCCCUGCUUGCGCGGUUCGGCCUCGGCUGGUCCUACCGUAUCCUUGCCAUUUGCCAGCUCGUCGUCAACGCAACCUGUUUGCUUGUCAUACGCGAUAGGAAAAUAGUAGCAGCACCCACCCGAUCUUUUCAUACUAUCCUCCGUCUCUGCACCCGGUACGAGAUGUGGUUGUACCUCGGCUGGAGCUUUUUCAGUGUAAUGGGGUUCAUGGUCAUCUGGUUCUCGCUGGCCACGUAUGGUCGCAGCGUUGGGUUGACAUUGAGCCAAGGCUCGAUUGUCACGGCGGUCAUGAAUGUUGGCCAGAUGGUGGGGCGUCCGGCCGUGGGGUUUAUGUCAGAUGCCGUCGGUCGUAUCAACAUCGCUGCUUUCGCAACCUUCGUCAGUGGUUUGCUUUGUUUGUUGUUAUGGACUUUUGCCCGCACUUACGCUGCUCUGAUCUGCUUCGCCUUGUUUGCAGGCGUCUUCUUUGGUACUUUCUGGACGGUGGUCGGUCCACUUGGAGCAGAGGUCUUCGCGUUGGAGGAUCUGCAGUCGGGCUUGACAAUUAUAUGGCUGAUCUGUUCGGUCCCUGCUACGUUUGGAGAAGCCAUCGGCCUCGAGCUGCGAACCUCGGGAAGGCAUGGAUUUUUACACACGCAACUAUUCACGGGAUUCAUGUACAUCAGCGCCGCGCUAUGCUUAGUCCUGCUCCGAGGGUGGAAGAUUGGCGAACUCCGGAAACAGCAGCAGCAGCAGCAGGAAGGCAUUACAAUGGCACGUGCCGCAAGUAAGAAGUAUCUGAACUUUGUCGCCGCGACGCCCAAGGUGUAA
Messenger RNA from Aspergillus welwitschiae, 1293 nucleotides. Its product is annotated as major facilitator superfamily domain-containing protein. Bases 1 to 1293 code for a protein of 430 amino acids. The transcript is spliced from 4 exons. The record is from RefSeq and is a predicted model, not a curated record. NCBI's taxonomy places the organism in Eukaryota, Fungi, Ascomycota, Eurotiomycetes, Eurotiales, Aspergillaceae. Gene Ontology annotation, biological process: transmembrane transport. Gene Ontology annotation, molecular function: transmembrane transporter activity.